UUUAUCCGCAGAUUCUUGACAAAAUUCCAGACUUCUUCCAUUGGACAGCGGCCGCCAUGCCAAACAACCUGUAAAUACGCGUUACACAGUUAGAGCUGGAAAAUGACAGGUGGCAGUACCUGUGAACGGCUCUACUCGAGAAGUAGUCGUCUACUGGGGAAUAAAUCUCUAUUUAUCCCUCCGAUAUAAUAGACAUAGCCAUCAAUUUUUACGAUCAUCCCAGAAAUCCCCGAAGUCUGGCCGUAGACUAUGGUAUGGAGACGGAAUGGUGGCCUCGACGCCCUAGUUCGCCGUCCAGUACCUACCAGGUGGAAUCGGUUCAUUACUUCUCCUAUAUCUUUCCUUGCAAGCCUCAUUUACGAAUGGAGAUCCUCGAUUCCUACUCGACCAAUAGCCACGAUAUCAGAUAAAGCCAUCACUGUCGUGUGCAUCUCUGACACCCAUAUGACUAGGCCGCAUAUACCCGAUGGCGAUAUUCUGCUACACUCCGGGGACCUCACCCAGUCUGGCUCACAAGACGAGCUCCAGCAAGUUCUUGACUGGCUGAAUACAUUACCACAUCAGCACAAGGUUAUAAUAGCUGGAAACCAUGAUUGUUGUCUUGAUCCCUCAUUCAAAACGAGCAAGGCAUUCUCACAUUCAGGGGCGCCGCAGAAGUCUAUUGAUUGGGGAAGCAUCAUUUAUCUCCAGAACACUAGCGUUACCCUGGACUUCUGUGGGCACAAUAUAAACGUCUUUGGGAGUCCUGUCAGUCCCAAACAUGGAAACUGGGCUUUUCAGUACCCGCGGAAGGAGAAUGUAUGGGAGGGCAUUAUACCUCCAAACACCGAUAUUUUGCUAACUCACACGCCUCCACACUCGCACCUAGAUCUUUCCUUUGGCUGCAAAUUCCUCCUCCAGGAACUAUGGAGAUUGAAACGCCGACCAAUUCUUCAUGUUUUUGGUCAUAUACAUGGGGGCUACGGUCAGCAUAUGGCAUAUUUUGACAAGUUCCAAUCGAUAUAUGAGAGUAUCAUAAAAGGAGAUGCAAGCAUUAUCAGCUUGUUGUUUUUGAUAUAUGAAGCUAUGAAAGUUUUACUCUGGAGAGCUCCAACCCCAGGCAUCUGUAUGGUGAAUGCUUCUAUGGUUGGGGGCGUUAGAGAUGAACUGGCGAGAGAUGCAACAGUUCUACACAUUUAGUUUGAUCGGGCUGAAUCUAUUCCAACGUGUAUCAAAGUGCGUAUUAUACACCUCAUAUCCACCUCAACGAUGAGGCGUCUAAUCAAGACUUAAAAGGGCCCUGCAAUCCAUUGGUUCCUUGAAGGGACACAUUAAUCUGAUUACCCAUGUAUAAUGCGAAGUGCUACUUUACCAGUUCUACUGUCAACUACUACCCUGCACAUUCUUUUUUUCCUUUGGGCGGAACCUUGCAUCGGAGAUCUGUGGUCACUCAAUACCUAACACUAUUAUGUGCAACCCCAUAGAUAGGGGCUCAGAUAUGUUGUCUUACUCUAUUAUCCUGUCUAAUAAUAAAGCAGGAUCGCCCAGUAUCGCUGAGCCGUGGGUGCUGGACAAUCGGCUAGCAAAUCUGUAGCCGGGUUGAAAAUAUAUCAUCAAGCCAUACCCACCAUCCGUAACGUUACAACGGGCACAUUCUUCAAAUUGCUUAACGCCAUGUUGCAAGUCAUCUGUGCCGAAUCGAAACCAAGCACCGGUUGUUGCCGUGGUAGUCCAAUUAUUCUGUUUAAAAGCGGGAAUUCGCCUUAUGAUGUGGACUCCAAUACCAGUGUCACACGAGCCACAAGGGCACUUUUCUAAGCCGUUCUUCAGCGUACUUGAACAAAGACAUCAUAUCUUCAAAAUAAUAGUUAAACUACCAUACUACUCCAUCAUGCCAAAAUAAAUAUGGCAUCAACAAGCAAGGCGUUUCAAGAAAGCGAUGUGGGUUUUUAUUGAGCCCCUGGAUUUGAGAGAGUCUAUACUCCCGGAUAUAUCCCUUUGUUUCAGAGAUAUAUCGAAUUUCGUCUGAUGGAGCCAGAGCGGCGAAGAUGUGCGACUCACCUGGCGCUGUGGAUUACAUUUGAAGCUUAUUCAAUUUACCCCUGUUCCCCAAGGCACGAUCACAGCAAAGCAAACCCUUCUACAUGGCUUUCGGAGCACUGCAAUACCUUAUGCAACCAGCGUCAUCAGCGCAACGCAGUUGCUUUUUGGAAAACAAGUUACUUUGGAAUAAAUAACCCUAACAACACCCUACAUAGGAUACCCUGAGAUUCAAUCUGCAAUGAUAGAUAACUAGUUACCAGGGGCAAAUGCCAUCACCUCUCAACUUCUGCUUUUAUCAAUCCAGGGAUUACGUAUACUGGAUCCAGUACCAUAAAUGGAGUCCAACGCAGCUGUGAUACAUAUCUAGCCUUGGUAACCACACGGUUAUAUUGAGGUAAUGAUAGAGUGUUUUUAUCUGGUCGCACUUCGGCCACAGCCAGCAUGUCAGUGAAAGGGGCUGUACUUAUGUCUUUAACGGAUCUAGGAUGCUGCCAUACCACUCCUUUCUCAGUACCCGGGAUCAAAGAGUGAAAUAAAACGGGACUCUUUGUGUCUGCCAUGCUUUUAUAAAUAGUUACUUUUGCCCCGGCCAGCCAACGGGAUACAUCUUAGGCUGUUACAUCCACGACUCGUUCGAUUAUUUUUAAACAGCUUUUCCAAUCGGUUCUUGCAGAAUACGAUGGGAGGGUUCUACUCACCAUCUAGUCUUACCAUAAGGCGCCUUACCUCCUUUUCCUUGUGGCUAUCUGUACUAUACCUCUGCCAUGCAGCGUCAGCACUCAAGCUACGGCCUCGUCCUGGGUCCAAUUCAACACGCCUAGCUCAUCCAAUAUCAAGAAUCACAAACCUGUAUGGGUGUCAGGGAAACGAAGAUAAAGUCCACCAUGCUCUCCUUGGGAUCACAAUCGGGGUACGCCAAGCAAGAAAUCUUUAAGUUGAUAUCAACAGUUCAAUGCAUAACGGCAAGGGAUUAACAUGGACGAAUAGCUCAGCAAUGCCCGUUAUCGAUUGACAAGACUACAGAGAGUCUUAGAAAAAAACCCAGUCAGAGAAACCAUCCUGAGCGGCAUAGAUCGCUCAACAUUAUACACCUUUGAGAGUCUCUAUGGGACCUCUUAUCUUCUAAAUACUCCGGGAGGCUACAUUGGCAGAACUCGGAUGGAACAUGUCAUAGGUUUGGCAGCGUGAACCCCUUGCUCCCGCUAAAUCAGUGAUUUUCUGAGCUGAGCAAAUCAAACAAAAACCUCUGCUUUCUAGCUAUGAUGGACCGACUGAUUGAACACAUACCCGACUCGGGCUUUGAUAUAUGGUGUGACGACAGCUUUCUGUCCCUGACAGCGCCCCCCGAUGCACCACUA
This is a messenger RNA of Trichophyton rubrum CBS 118892, 3380 nucleotides long. RefSeq lists its product as uncharacterized. Lineage: Eukaryota; Fungi; Ascomycota; Eurotiomycetes; Onygenales; Arthrodermataceae. The record is from RefSeq and is a predicted model, not a curated record. The transcript has a single exon. Gene Ontology annotation, molecular function: hydrolase activity. The coding region runs from base 250 to 1179 and encodes 309 amino acids.